AUGAGGGUGAAUUCUAGAAUGUUGAUACUUUUGUUAAUCUUCUCAUUAGUCGUUUGCUGCACAUUUUCAGAAUUUACUGAAAAAGAAUGUAGCAAAAACGAAUUCAACUGUGGGAACGGUACUUGUAUAAACAAGACCAGACUUUGUGACGGCAUUGAUGACUGUAGGGAAAAUGGCGCUGACGAAGAUGAUUGUAGUUUUGGAAAAAAGUCUUGCCUGGCAUCUGAAUUCUUUGAAUGUAUUGGUGACGGAAAAUGUAUUCCUAAAGAAUUUGUGUGUGAUAAGUCAGUUGAUUGCAUCGACAAGUCUGACGAAAGUCAUUGUAAAGAAACGUCAUCAUCUCUAACGCAGUCAUGUCGCGAAGGACAAUUCAAAUGCUCUGAUGGAAUUUGCAUUCCAAUGGCCUGGCAUUGUGACACGGAGAUUGAUUGYCAGGAUGGUAGCGACGAAGAUGGAGAAAAAUGUAGAUACACGGCAUUGUGUACUUCUGGUUAUCUGUGCAAAAACUUCAAUUGCGUUUCUAAGACGUGGAGAUGUAAUGGAAAAGAUGAUUGUGGAGACGGUUCAGACGAAACCCAUUGUGAUAUUCAACUGAUUGAGCCAGAAAAUUGUUUAUUAGAAAAUCGUCAAUUUCUAUGUCACGAUCAUAAAAAAUGUAUCGAUGUCAAAAAUGUCUGUGAUUACAACAAUGACUGUCUUGAUACAUCAGACGAAGGCGGCCUUUGCAAYAAUAAAACUGGUAUCAAAAGCGAAUGUGAUUCUAUGAAUUGUUCUGCUGCAUUUGAAUGUUUAAGAAAAMCACAUGGUGUCAUGUAUAUUAAUGARUGUGAACAAUAUGGCAUUUGUGACCAAGUGUGUCUUAAUUUGGAAGGUUCAUACACGUGCUCCUGUGAUCCACAUUAUGAACUAGUAGAUAAUCACAAGUGUAAAAUAAAAGGUCUAAAUCCAGAAUUAAUAUAUUCAUCACUACGGCAAAUAAAAGUUUUUAACUUGGAGUUACUCCGUAGCUUUACUUUGAUUAAUGAUUUGCAACACGUAACUGGAUUAGCUGUCGACAAAUAUACUCUAUACUGGACACUUUAUUUGGAUGGAAACUCAGCUAUAGUUAGAGCAAACAAGUCUGAGCCUAAUCCUGAAAUUAUUGUCGACUCGGGUCUUGGAUCACCUGAGAAUCUAGUUGUAGAUAUUAUCACACAUAAUUUGUACUUCACCGAUGCAAAAAUGAAACAUAUAGGGGUGUGUAAUGAUGAUGGUUCAGUAUGUACAGUUCUUCACAAUAAAAACAUUGAUAAACCAAGGGCAGUAGCUGUUUCACCACAAGAUGGUUUCAUGUACUGGACAGAUUGGGGAAAAAAUCCAAUGAUUGGCCGUUCUGGUAUGGAUGGGUCAAAACCACAACCAUUCGUUACACAAAAUAUACACUGGCCAAAUGGUGUUCAUGUUGAUUAUGUUGGGAAAAGAAUUUACUGGGUGGAUGCUAAGAUGCAAUUGAUUGAAUCCAUUAAUUUAGACGCAACUGAUCGAAGAGUAAUUGUAACAGAAUAUGUCGAUCAUCCAUAUUCGGUUACCGUGUUUGAGGAUAAAUUAUACUGGAGUGAUUGGACAAGUAAAGAAAUAAAAGUAUGUAACAAGUUUACGGGUAAAGAUAGCAGUACGUUGAUACGUGAAAAUAAAAACCGUGUGUAUGGUAUGCAAAUUAACCAUCCUUCGCUAUUCGAGUCUCAAAUGCCGAAUCCUUGUAAACAAGGAAAAUGCAGUGAUAUAUGCUUAUUAGCACCGAAGACAGAAAUCAAUCCUAAAGGAUAUACGUGUGCUUGCCCUGAUGAUAAACUACUAUCGGAGGAUGGAAUCUUUUGUAUCACCAUUGACAUACCUCCUACGYUUAUUGUGAGUACACAAACAAGUAUUAUAGAAAUUGAACAAGAACAUUUAGGCCACCAAAAAGCAAAAAAAAUAUCGUUGAAAAAUGAUGUGUCUAGCAUAUCUGCAGUGGCUUAUAAUUCAUUAUCUGGUGAUAUCAUCAUCUAUGACUCAAGCUCUAAGAAACUAUUCACUUUUGAUUUCGUUAAGAUGAAAUUAUCAGAUUUAAAUGUACCAGAAAUUAGUUCUAUUCAUUCCCUUGAAUUUGACAACCAUGGAAACAACUUAUACUGGUGUGAUAGAACUAGAAGAACAUUAGAUGUGUUAAGUCUCUCUACAAAAGCACAUACUACGAUUUUCAAAGAAAUUGAAGGUCAUAUCCCGUUUGCAGUUACUUUAGUUCCAGAUAAAAGCUUUAUGUUUGUAGCUAUGAAGGAAGAUUCUCAUAUACAUAUUGAUCGAAUUGACAUGGAUGGAAGUAUUCAGUCUCUAGUUCAUAUGGUGGAAUAUGGAUUGACAGGAGAUGAAAUUGCUUUACAUUUUGAUAUGGUUACAAGACUGUUGUAUUUUACUGACUAUAAAAAUGGUAUUAUUGAUAGUGUUAGUGAAGAUGGAACGGAUAGAAGAAUUAUAAAAAAAGCAGGAUUUGUAAAAGAUAUUGUUUCAAUUGGUUUUGAAAUUGUUUGGGUAUCUGAAGGUUCAAAAAUUUUAAAUUGGAUUAAUAGCGUUGAUGGAGACCGAGCAUCUAGAGCUCUUGACAUAGAUGAUUGGAAAAGUGAUUCAAAUUUAUUCAUAACCGUAGCAAAUGGGAUUCGCAAAAAUAUCCAACACUCGUGUCAACAAAAUAAUGGUGGCUGUAGUCAUAUAUGCCUUUUGUCUGAGAAAGGAAAGGUUUGUGGUUGUCCACCGGGAUUAGUUUUAUCAAAUAAUAGCCUAAAUUGUACAUCACUAACAGAGUGUAAAUCUGAYGAAUACCGAUGUUUUACUGGUGAAUGUAUUUCAUCUCAUUCCCGAUGUGAUUUAAAAAAAGAUUGUCCUCGUGGCGACGACGAAGACGUAGUUAAAUGUUUACAUUACACACCAAACUUAUGUCCUAAAUCUCAAUUUUUAUGUCACGAUAAAACAAAAUGCUUGGAUAAAAAACUUAUGUGUGAUAGUACAAAAGAUUGUCAUGAUGGUUCAGAUGAAAUGGAUUGCUUACAUAAGCACACUUGUGAUUCAACUACAGAAUAUCAGUGUACAACUGGAGAGUGUAUUCAGCGCAUAUUUUUAUGUGAUGGUAAUGUGGAUUGUGUUAAUGGUCAAGAUGAAUUAAAUUGUCUGAGUCAAACUUGUAAUAAUAUCACAGAAUUUAGAUGUAAUUCUGGAAACUGUAUACCUGCUACAUGGGAGUGUGAUGGUGAGGUCGAUUGUUUUGAUAGUUCGGAUGAACACAAUUCRUGUGCUACAAAAAAAUGUAAAGAUGAUCAAUUUUCUUGCACCAAUGGUCGGUGUAUAUCACAUAAAUUCACUUGUAAUGGUAAAGAUGACUGUGGUGAUAGUUCUGAUGAAAAUGGUUGUUCGUCAAAUCGUGUAUUCAUGACAAAAAGAGUUUCAAAAGUAUGUAAUGAAAAAACAGAAUUUGAAUGUCAAAACUCGAAGGGACAUUGUAUACCAAUCAAGGCUAGGUGCAAUGGCACAUCUGAGUGUAAAUAUUUAGAGGACGAAUUGAAUUGUGGAUGUCAAAAAUCUAAUUUUUUCAAUUGUCACAAUAAACGUUGUGUAUUAAAAGAUUGGUUAUGUGAUAAACACGAUGAUUGUGGCGAUGGCUCAGAUGAAAGUCAAAUGGCAUGUGAUAUGCUUUCUGAACAAUUAUCAAAUGCAGUUGUUUCAUCAAAAGAUUGUGAUGGAUAUUUAUGUAAGAACCAAGAAUGUAUUCCUCUAGAUCAAGCUUGUAAUAAGAAAAUUAAUUKUAAAGAUGGUUCAGACGAAGGAGAUCUUUGUGGUUUAUCUUGUAUGCACAUGGACUGUAGUCAUACUUGUCAAGAAACUCCAAAAGGUGGGAAAUGUACCUGUUAUCAUGGCUAUAGACUUGCACAAGAUGGUUUAACUUGUAGAGAUAUUGAUGAAUGUGAAAAUGACAAUUUAUGUACUCAGUAUUGUACAAAUUUGGAUGGUUCAUAUAGCUGUAAUUGUUUAAAUUCUGAUUACAUUUUGCGUGCAGAUAAAAGUUCAUGUAAAGCAAUUGGACCUACAAUGGAUUUAGUUUUUUCGAGUGUUAAUGAAGUUAGAAGUACAUCGGGUGAUAUUAAAGAAACAAAUUUACUUUUUUCGAUGCCAGGAAUGACAGUWUCAAGUCUUGAUAUAAACAUUAGAARAAAUCUUAUUUAUUGGACAUCAACCGGUAUUUUAAUUUGUAUGGAUAUGCAACAACAGCAUAAAGUUUACAUGACAGAUUUGUUACACCCUACUUUAGUUCGUAUUGAUUGGUUAACAGAAAAUGUUUACUUUGUACAAAAUUUUAGGGAUAUUGUUGUAUGCUAUUUAAAAGCUAAACGUUGUGCCACUAUAUACAGUGCAAACGUYCAUACAACAAUUAUGGCUUUUGAAAUUGAUCCUCAUUCUGGAGUGAUGUUUUGGUCGGAAACCAUAUGGGCUGUAUUUUCAACACCAACAACCAUUAUUAGGAAAUCUGAUUGCAGUGGAUACAAUGUAAAAACAAUCAUUCAUCAAGGGUUACAAUAUGUUACUGAUUUAGCUAUAGAUCCAAUAAAAUAUWUGAUCUAUUGGGUCGAUCAAGUUAAUUCAACCAUCGAGAGAGCUAAUUACGACGGAACUAAAAUAACUGUGGUGUUCAAYUCGAUAGAAGUAAKAAAGUUAUUUAAACACCUUGAGUAUUGA
Messenger RNA from Diuraphis noxia (Russian wheat aphid), 4740 nucleotides. It is a transcript of the gene yl, whose product is annotated as Putative vitellogenin receptor yl. Gene Ontology annotation, molecular function: calcium ion binding; hormone binding; protein binding. The record is from RefSeq and is a predicted model, not a curated record. Gene Ontology annotation, biological process: receptor-mediated endocytosis. Gene Ontology annotation, cellular component: signaling receptor complex; plasma membrane; apical plasma membrane. Lineage: Eukaryota; Metazoa; Arthropoda; Insecta; Hemiptera; Aphididae.